AUGUCGAGCCUCAAAGAUAUCAUGGACGUAGAUGUGGACCCUCUCGAAUCUCAAGCCUAUAGAAGGAAGGAAGCCGCCCAGCAACAAGCUUCCCGACCAUCCAUUGAUCCUUCAUCUCAAAGUCCUUCCCCUCAGCUUGACGAUACUAAAGGAAAGUCAUCUAUCAACAGUCGUAGAUCAAACCGAGUUUCAAAGUCGUCCACCCAAUCUACAACAUCGCGUCCCCACUUACUACGGCGGCGUAGCAGCGGUACUGGAGAAGUCAUGGAUUUCUCGGCCUAUCAAGGUGGCGGGUCCAACCAAGGAAGUCUAUCAGGUAGUCCUCUGCAACCAUCUACAAGAGGAGGAAUGGACUCAAUGGUAGAUAUUGUGCCUGUCAAAUACACACCUGUGACUGGACGUAUCAGCAAAGCAAGGAAGGGUAUGCCAGUUCAUACAUGCGAUGACUACGUUCACCAGAGCGGAGCACCUCAGAAGCAAGUACAUGGACUAAUUAUUGUUCUUUUCGAUCGCAGGAGACACAAACUCAGUCAUGGUAAACCUGCCUAUCCAUGCACAUUUGAAGACUGCGAGAGAACAUUCCACCGUCCUGACCUACUGGCACGUCAUCUCAAUCGACAUGAGACACAAGGUGAAAAGGCAUACAAAUCUAGUGACCCAAGAAGCAGAGCCUCCUCAAGCGCGUCAGAGAGCGCUCUGAAGCUAGACUCGACACCGCGCGGAAUGUCUAUGGUCUUAGGUCAGAUGUCUCCAAAUGAUUCUAUGACACCGAGAACUUCAGGAGGAGCGGAGAAUUCGGCCGCAGCUGCAACCUUUAAUACAAUCACAAGCAAUUUCCAAGCUGUUGACUUCUCAUCCGCGGACUCUCACAGAGGGUCUGCCAGUCAGGCUCAAUUGACCGGUACGGAGGCGUACACUGCGGCAUCAUCUGAGCCAGUCUCAUCCAGGACUUCCUCAAGCUAUGGUGAGAUGACCUCAACCUUUAAUGUACGGCCCAUGCCGAAAUUUUCGGACCAGGAUCCCUAUCGGGCAACAAGUACCAGCUUCCAAGGAUUGUAUCCGGAAGAAGCUUCCUCAUUUCAGAGCUAUAGCGACCCGCAUGCUCUACCACUUUUACGUAUUCCAGAAGAACCUUAUAUGCCGGGUAUGUCAUACACGCAGGAAACUUCACCUUGGUGUUCAUCGGCUUCCGAUAGCACACAUUCAACUCAGUCGGAGAGCUCACGUACAGGGAGAAUGACAUACAGAGGUCGAUCUGGAUCAUUAGUCACAGCACCUGAAUGGUCCAUUUCAGUUUUAAGCACGCAGUGGCCUCAUGGAAUGGCCAACACAACUCAAGACCUCAGAAGUCCGCCUUAUGAAACAGUGAUGCAAUCUUAUGAGGCACCUUAUACGCCCCCUAGAAUGUCACCGCCAUCUCGGCAGCUUCUUGAUGUGCCUGGUUUCGGGGGCUAUUAUAUGGAAUCAGUGGGUAACCCACAAACCUCAACAUAUAAUAAACACUUGGCUCAGACUUUUCUUCCAGCGUCCCCGUCGCGAUUAUCCAACCCCCGAUUGGCAAUCCUUAAUAGAAGAUCGAAGGAGCUGGUGGGAUCCCAGCAAUUAGAAACUUUGACGAACAUUGGAACGAACAUUCUAUCUCCUUCGCAAUCCGCUACCUCUAACCUCGACAUCUAUCUUUCACUGUAUUGGAUCAAUUUCGAUAAACUGUUUCCAUUCAUUCACCGCGGAACUUAUAUACAGAACCAAGAUUUAUUACUCACCUUCGCAAUGGCUGCUAUCGGCACCCAAUACCAUCCCAACUCUGAAGCUCGAAAACAUGGCGUGGAGUUCCACGCGUAUUGUACCAGAACAAUUCCUUUGGCACUCGACUGGACACCACAAGUAAUGCAAGCCAUAUUACUCACAGAGAUAUUUACCCGUUUCCGUGGCAAGAAAACCACCACUCGCCUAUCUCGCCAGUUUGAAGAGUUAUACAACCGGCUUUUGAACUCAUCAUAUCCAACGUCUGAAACCAGCACUACUCCAAUCAAUAGCAGUACACCUGAUGGCCUAGUUAAUCACUUCAACGCAAGCACCAGAUUCCAAGAUAUACAAGGCAAUUGGUUGCUCUGGGUUGACACCGAAUCACAAAAACGCCUAUUAUGUCUUUGUUUCAUUUUCGACAUCCAUCAAGCAAUGUAUCACCAACAAAAACAAGCCGUACCAGAUUUAGGUCCCGCCAUGCUAGAUACUCCCUGCUCGGAAGUCCUAUGGGAUUUUACCAAUGCAGCUGACUGGGCUACCAACGAAACAAGGAAUAAUGCAGGCCAACCACUUCAUGCCGUGCAACACCAGUUUGCCCAGGAGGGUCCUGUCGAACUUUCACAUUUUGCUCGAUCACUUAUAAUCUGUUUCUUAACAUCUCAACUUCCCGGGGGUGCCAAUAAUGGUUAUCAAUACCCGGAUGACUUUCAAAUACACAACACUCAUGCCACAACACUCGAGCUUGUAACAUUAUUUCCAGAAUCUUCAAUGGUACAUACUUACCUUGCGUUAUACAAUACCCCACUCUACGACCUUUUGAUUAUCAGCGGGGAUACCUGGGUGUUUUCUCAAAAGAUAACACACCAAAACUACUUCCGCGAAGCACAAUCCCGUCUUAAAACAUGGUCAUCAUCUCUAGCAGCAGCUACUGCCACACACCAUGCUUGCCGCAUCUUACUAUCUGAGUUCUCAACACCAUAUAUUCCUUCCGAUCAUAACACAACUUCAUGUUCUCUCGAUCUCUCCCAUUAUUGGUCUUUGAAUGUAGCUGCCUUGAUCUGCUGGGCAUUUGGACAUCGAGCCAGCGGAAGUAGCGGUACUUCUUCCCGACACGGUUUAGACACAUUCACAGAUUUAGACUUCAAUUCUUCUCCAGAAGCUUCGGAAAAAUUACGACUUAAAGCUCUCACGUAUCUCGAUUCUAUGCUAGAGCUAGAUACCAAGGAUCUCCUGACUGGCAAAGCGACCAUGCGAAAGGAAACCUCUCCCAUAAUCGAUGCAGUGCGCACACGGCUAGAGAUUGAUAGUGCUGGAGGCAACUGUAUGAGUCUCGUUGAUUCUAUUUGUGUUUUGAGACGGCUCAGAGAGAGUGGAAGAGGAAAGUGGUUCUAA
Messenger RNA from Sclerotinia borealis F-4128, 3138 nucleotides. The record is from the annotation of a GenBank genome assembly. Lineage: Eukaryota; Fungi; Ascomycota; Leotiomycetes; Helotiales; Sclerotiniaceae.